AUGGGCCAGGGCCCCGGGGUGCAGGUGCAGCGCCGCAGUGCAACUGCAAGAAGGGUACGAAUCGGCAUAAAAAGAAGUAACUGUGCAGUGCAGGCAUAUAGAAUGUCGUCAGAUAGGGACAUGAAAACAUGUUCACUGAAGCAAACAACAACAUCUUCGGUGCAGCUGCAGAGCCUGAGCGAAGAUGUCGCCCUCAUUGUCGACGCCGCGCUCCACCUCGCGACCGCCGGCGCCAUGCUCGACCUCGCGACUGCCGGUGUCGUGCCCUCCCGUGCUGCGCUCCCUGGUGCCGUGCCCUCUCGCACCGCGCCCGCCGACAUUGCGCUCGAGCUCGCCAGUGCCGCAUCCGCCGCCGCCGCCACGCUCACUGGUGCCGCGUCCGCCUGCGCCCGGCUCAAGCUCGCGCUCGCUAGUGCCGCGUCCGCCUGCGCCCGGCUCGCGCCCGCCGCCGCCGCCGCCGCUCACAGAGGGGCGUGCCUUCAAGGAAAGUCACAGCCACAGAGGAGCAUGUCGUUGAGAGGUGUUACGGCCAUGGAGGGCAUGCCGGCGAGGGCAGCCGUGCCCAUAGAGGAGCUUGUCGUCGAGGACCUACCGGAGGAGUAG
Sorghum bicolor (sorghum) is the source of this 603-nucleotide messenger RNA. RefSeq lists its product as uncharacterized. NCBI's taxonomy places the organism in Eukaryota, Viridiplantae, Streptophyta, Magnoliopsida, Poales, Poaceae. The coding region runs from base 1 to 603 and encodes 200 amino acids. The transcript is spliced from 4 exons. The record is from RefSeq and is a predicted model, not a curated record.